This is a messenger RNA of Nematostella vectensis (starlet sea anemone), 2072 nucleotides long. RefSeq lists its product as uncharacterized. The transcript is spliced from 3 exons. Lineage: Eukaryota; Metazoa; Cnidaria; Anthozoa; Actiniaria; Edwardsiidae. The record is from RefSeq and is a predicted model, not a curated record. Bases 440 to 1768 code for a protein of 442 amino acids.
CACCUUACACCAACACCACAUCAACUCAAACCACAAGAACGAGUCAAAUGAGAUGUACACAGAGGGAAGCAACACGCCAUAUCCACUCCAAGCCAGCCAAUUAUCGAAGAUGAUUCACCACUACCAAGACCCUCAAGAACCGACGAACAGCCCCUCUACAGAAAUAUAACUGAUAUAUAUACACUGGAUAAAAACUCGGAAGCCAGCCAUCUACAACCAUAAACCUACAGGCCCUAAUAGAACGGCAAAAGGAACCCUACGAGUCUCCUGUACCACACAGCAUAUCCACACCAAUAAAAACAAUCCUUCUACAGAAGUACAUUCCCGAUCCAUCAACAACAAGCCACCAUCUCCAGCUAUUCUUCGUUUGCAACCACGUGACUAAAAAUGUUUACGUCAUCAGCGUCGCCAUUGCUGGUGGACCAAACACCAAAACAAAAUGGCGACCGCGAACAUUUCUUCGGUCAAUAGCGUCACUUUCUCUGAAUAUUACUCUUCUCUAGCUGGUCCAACCAAAGAAAGAUACCGAGAAAAAGUUAAUUUAUGUGGUUUUGACCCAUAUUUACUCAAGCCAAGUCAAUGUAGCGAUGAUUUAGCUGAUUUUCCCUGCGUAGAAUACCCUGACAUUGUGAACUAUCUUGUGCUACAAACCUCGUGGGCAACAGGACAGCAAAUGAAGGCCUACAAGUCCUUAGAAGCAUACAAUUUCUUUGUUUCUGGAUGGGUCAACAGCAUUUUAACUAAAAAAGUCACUUCCUCAACGAGAAUCCUUGUUACUGGUAGAAUAAAUCAUUCUCAACGAAGUAGAGCUACUCCACUGAAGAGUUGGUUUCUAGCAGAGAAAAGCGGCGAAGUCAUAGUUGCUCACUGUAACUGUAUGGCGGGUCUAAGCGAGGCUUGCUCACAUAUUGGAGCUCUAUUGUUUGCAGUUCAGGCUGGAGCACGAAUGCUUAGCUCUACAACCUGUACACAAGAAAAAGGCAAAUGGAUAAUGCCAAGUUACGUUAAAGAAAUCCCAUAUAUGCCUGUUAGUGAGAUGGACUUAACUUCGGCUAAGCGUCUGAGAAAACAAAUUGACGAACCAGAAACGGUUAAAUUAACUAGUAUUAAACAACGAUCUGACAUUGAAAUGCCUUCUAUUGAAGAGAGAACUGAUUUCUAUAACGAACUAUCAGGCCAUUAUGAAGUAUUUGAGUGCCUUACUGUCAGUGAUAAAGAAGCAGAAGCUAUAGAAAGAGCAUCACCAGAUGGUCUAGUAAUGUGUGAUUGUUGUGGCAUUGGACUGUGCGAAAUAAAGUGUCCAUACAAGCAUCGAAAUACCACAAUAGCAGAAUCUUUGAAUGACAAGGGAUUCUGUUUACACAUGACAGAACGUGGCAGUAUACAACUUAACACCAACCACCAAUACUACCACCAAGUGCAGUGUCAGCUAUUUGUAACAGAUACUGCCUAUUGUGAUUUUGUUGUUUGGACAGAAGAAGAUUUGUUUUGCCAGCGUAUACUCCCUGAUCAAGAAUUCUGGAACACAAACUUACCAAAAGCUAUAUCCUUUUUCAAAAAAGGAUUGCUACCUGAAGUUUUAAAGAGCAUCUGCUGCGAACCAUCUGAAUUAGCACAAGACAGUGAUGAAGAUGGGCCAUGGUGUUUUUGCCAGGAGGACAUUGAAGAGAGCAUGCUAGUUAGAUGUGACAAGACAAACUGUUCUAUUAAGUGGUUUCACAUGGAUUGUGUUGGACUUAGUAUUGUACCAAAUGGUGAAUGGAUUUGAACUUACUGCUUAGAGUUAAGAUAACUUAAGUUCUCUGAGCAAACAGCUCAGUAACAUGUUUUUAAACAGUAUUUCAGUGUUGUACACAAUGUUACUGAAUGAUAGUUAAUGUGAAUAAUUAUAACAGCAUGCCUACAGCAUAUUUUUGAAAAAAACUUUACACAAAAUAUCAUAAUAGCAUACUUAAAAUUAGUUUUAAUAAUCAUUUGAUUGUGUAUUUUGAACUGUACAAUACAUCAGUUUUGAAUUUUCUUUUAAUCAGUAUUUCAAUACUAAAUGAAAUAAAAUAUUGUUUGUAAAAUGA